This is a messenger RNA of Babesia ovata, 1824 nucleotides long. Its product is annotated as 30S ribosomal protein S10. The coding region runs from base 1 to 1824 and encodes 607 amino acids. Gene Ontology annotation, biological process: translation. Gene Ontology annotation, molecular function: structural constituent of ribosome. Gene Ontology annotation, cellular component: mitochondrion; small ribosomal subunit; ribosome. The transcript has a single exon. NCBI's taxonomy places the organism in Eukaryota, Apicomplexa, Aconoidasida, Piroplasmida, Babesiidae. The record is from RefSeq and is a predicted model, not a curated record.
AUGAUUUUAGUGCUUGCGCUUUGCCUGGCGGUGGUAUCCGCCGUCCGUUUGCGCGAGCGCUACGGAGCGGGUCUCGCGAGCCCUUGUAUCGCAGUCAUCCCGGCGUUCCAGGGCAACUUAGCGUGUGCUGGACAGUCUACCAAUUUGACUAGAGGCCUUGCAUCGCGAUGUGUCGGUCGUGGAGCUCUUUGUUUCACCGCUGCUCCGGCGGUUGAUCGCCUUCCAUCCUUCUUCCACUCUGGUGCAACUUCCAGAGGCAGCCACGAGCCUCGUAGACAGUCUAAGUACCAGGAAGGAACCUAUUAUCGCAACUCUGCUCACGCUGCAGCUGUAGAUACGGCAGCUGCUGAACACAGGCGGCACAGACAUGGCCCUGUGACUUCGCAGUUGUGGGCAGAGGGAAGGUUUGGAUCGGUCUACGAAGAUCAACCGGAUGAAACAAUCGCAUUAGAAGAACCGGAUUACACCGAUGUUGAAGAGGAUCUGGACUCAGAUCAGGACGAGUCUGACAGCGACGUUGAUUUGGAGGAUAUGGACACCCUGAUCGAUAGAUACACGGCGCCUAAAACGGAGAGCGGAAGUACGGCAUCAAGUGAAGGUGCCACUGUACCGGGUAUUACUGGUAGGUUCGGAUCCCCGGGAUUUAUUGCCGGCACGUCAAGCAUUGCUGCGGCGGCGCAGAGCAAGCUACGAAGCUUCUUCAAUUGGCGUAGCUCUGACACCAAUAGCACAGACGAAAGAGGUGGUGCUUCAGUGGAAGGUGGGAUGGAAGGCGGCGACUCGAGCAUGGGUCAGCUCGGCGGCCGCAUGCCGUACCACAGCAGCAAGCCGUACACUGAGGAGGACAUGUUGGACCUGCCGUACGUGCUUUCUCGCAACGUGAACAUGUCGCUGGACCGCUGGCCUGACAACUGCUUUCUACGCAUCCGGUUGGAGUCCUAUUACCCGUUUCUGUUGCGCUUCUCUGCUGACCGCCUGAUCAAGGGCAUCCGCGAACACACCAACUUGCGGGUGGGCAACGUGAAGGCUAUGCCGAUGCGGCGCAAGCGGUGGUGUCUGCUGUCUUCCCCGCAUGUGGACAAGCGGUCGAAGGACAUCUACGAAAUCCAGCAGCACGUCCGUUUUCUCGACGUGUUCCCAGCGGCCAAACCUGCACAACAGUCGGGAUCCUCGGCAAAUGAGGAUGGAACAGGAGAUGCUGGAGAGGAAGGUCAUAAUGGCGAGGGCGUUGAUGCCGAUACAGUUGCAGACGAUAUAUCUGAAGGUGCUAAAACUGGAAGUCCCCAAUCUUACAGGAUGGGUCAACCGAAGUCGGACGCCAUGAAGUUCAAGGGGCUGCUGAUGGUGCCACUUCCGAACUUCGUCAGCUUCGACUACUGGUUCGAGGAGGUGCACAAGCCCGUGAAAAACCGCAACAUCGAGAAGACGUUCCGCCGGCGCAUCUGGGUAUCUAAGUACUUCCGCCACAACUACGAGAAGCGGGAGAAGGCUGAGCUGGUGGACAAGCUGACGUCUCCGGAGCUGUAUGCGCAGAUCCCGCUGCGUCACAAGCGCCACCCCUGCGACUACUUCGCGCUGCAGCUGGGCGAGCUGCGCAAGCUGUACGACUUCGUGGUCAGGCGCAAGGCGGAGGACGAGGCGCGGGCGCGCUACGGUGUGCCUGGGCCCAAGUUCUACGACAUCGACGAGGUCCGCUUCGUACCAAAUGAGGAGGACCGCCGCUGUGGUUACAUAUCGGAUGACGAUGCCGAUGUUGACACGGAGGUCUCCAAGCAGAUGGCCGCCCUGGAGAAGGCGGAGGCUGCAAAUGCACGCCGCAGGUAG